AGGAGAUGUUGUUGGUUGGGGGGGAAUUGCGAGUCAGUCAGUCAACAGAGCCAAGAGUGUGAGGUGCGUGCGCUCUUGCGCUCUCCAUUUUCUUCCAGCCCGCUCGACGUGUAUGUGUGUGUCUAUGUGACUCAGUGUGUGUGCGUGCCUGUGUGUGUGUGUUGGUUGGUUGGUUAUCGCUUCCGUCGUUGUUGCUGUUGUGUGUACAUGUCGAUUAGCUUCGCCAUGACGAUGACAUCACCCGUCGAGUUGGCCGGCAAGUCGGGAUGGUUCGGCUCUUUACGGCGCAAUCGACUCCCAACUACUCCGGACAAGUUGACAAAGUCGAAUACCAUCGACAAAAAUGGAACUCUGACGAAUAUGACGGGCGCUAAAUCCUUGUCCAGCUUGCACAAACUCAGUGUCAACCAUCAUUCCACCACGGUGUUGAACGAGCGGCUGGACGUGUCGUCGUCGUCGCCCAGGUCCAAGCCGAGGUGGCGGCUGGUCACAAUUUUGGGCGGCGGUCGAUCCAAGAAAAGCGACUCGUCCGUCGACAUUUCCGACCGGAACUGCGACUCGACAGUGACGGAUCCGUCUAGACGUCCAGCAGCCGUCACAGUUGCACUUCCGAGUGUCAAGGAGCAACUGGGUGACGACGACCGGAAUCUCUCGCAAUUCUGCACUCUGCCCCGGAAGCGCUCGCCGCAGAACCACCUCCCGGAUUGUGGGGAAAACAACAGCGGCAAUGGCAACGGCGGCGGAUCGUCCAGUCGGGUGUUGCCUCCGCUGUCGGCUUCGACGAGCCGAUCGCGAGCCCACACGAGCAGCACGGCCUCGCUGGAUCGACGUAAAAAGCGAUCCACCGUCUGGUACACGAUUUCCGAGAGCGAAGUCUACGGUGGUGGCGGAAGGAGCAGACAACUCAAAGAUGAGAUCGCCGAAGUCACGGCCGAGAUGGAGAGUCUGGACAAUACGGGCGAAGACAGUAAAAAUGCAGCCCGGGCUAAGCAGCUCUCGCUCGGAAGGAAGAAGUUCAACAUGGACCCGAAAAAGGGCAUUGAAUUCUUGUUGCAACAGGGACUCUUGCAGAACACGCCUCAAGACAUUGCCGCUUUCCUCUACAGGGGCGAAGGACUAAGUAAGACGGCCAUUGGUGAUUAUCUUGGCGAGAAAAGCCCCUUCCACGAGCAAGUCUUGAAAGCUUUCGUCGAUCUGCAUGACUUUACAGAUCUCAUCAUCGUGCAGGCAUUAAGGCAAUUCCUGUGGAGUUUCAGGCUGCCUGGAGAAGCCCAGAAGAUUGACAGAAUGAUGGAGACCUUCGCUCAGCGUUACUGUCAGCUCAACCCAAACAUUUUCUCCAAUCCAGAUACCUGCUACGUCUUGUCGUUUUCCGUCAUCAUUCUCAACACGAGCCUGCACAAUCCCAGCGUCAAGGAGAAGCCCACCCUGGACAAAUUCAUCGCCAUGAAUCGUGGCAUCAACGACGGCAAAGAUAUUCCGAGAGACAUUCAAGAGAGUAUCUACGAUAGUAUCAAGGCUGAGCCUUUCAAAAUACCCGAGGACGACGGCAACGACCUGAUGCACACAUUCUUCAACCCGGACCGUGAAGGAUGGCUAUGGAAACAAGGUGGCCGCUACAAAUCGUGGAAGAGACGCUGGUUCAUUCUGAACGACAACUGCUUAUACUACUUCGAGUACACCACCGACAAAGAGCCCAGGGGCAUUAUUCCGCUAGAAAACAUUCAGGUCCGUGAAGUGCCGGAUAGGAACAAGCCCAACUGUUUCGAACUCUACGCCACGGGUGGCAACGACUUCAUCAAAGCCUGCAAAACGGAUUCCGAGGGGAAAGUGGUCGAGGGCAAGCACACUGUUUACAGAAUGUCCGCCGCCGAACAAGCUGAAAAAGACGAAUGGAUCGCUUGCAUUAGGCAAAGCAUAAGCCACAACCCGUUCUACGACAUGCUAGCGGCCAGGAAGAAGAAAGCUCAGAAAUCUGGUCAUCGAACCAAACCCUGAGAUUUUUGUUUCUCUCUCCUCCCCUCCACCAGAAAAUUUAGUUUCAAUCAAGAAUCAACAACGGGAGUGAAAGUGGGGAUUCACACCCCACUUUUAUUUAUCAUGACUGAACAAGAGAAGGCUUCUACACCAACUUCCUCUCUUAAAAUAAACCCCCCCGCCCCGCCCCCCAUUCCAAGUGUAAUCGUCAUUCAAAUGAUUUUGACGUUUCAAUGUAAUUUUUGUUCUUUCAUCAAUUUCUCUCUUUUCUCUCUCCUUGUCUCUUACCAUGAUCGUAUAAAAAACACAUUUGAUCUUGAUUUUGUUUUCCUGCCAGAGAAUAUUUUAAAAAAGACAUAGAAGUAAGAAAAAAGAAAAAGUUUUUUUUUUUUUUUUAUUAUUAUUUUUUGGUGAAAUGUAUUUUUUUUUUCUUACCCAUUACUUAAAAAAAAAAGACAAAAAAUUUCUUUUUUUGUGUGUGCACGAUUUACUUAAUCUCAAAAAAAUCCAUUUUCUCCCCCCCACCCCCAACCAUUGAUCGGCCAUGUUUUUUCGGUGCGCGCGUACAUAUUACACACGUCGAUUUUUUUGUA
Messenger RNA from Daphnia pulex (common water flea), 2570 nucleotides. RefSeq names its product cytohesin-1-like (gene step). Bases 208 to 1998 code for a protein of 596 amino acids. The transcript has 12 exons. The record is from RefSeq and is a predicted model, not a curated record. Gene Ontology annotation, biological process: regulation of ARF protein signal transduction. NCBI's taxonomy places the organism in Eukaryota, Metazoa, Arthropoda, Branchiopoda, Diplostraca, Daphniidae. Gene Ontology annotation, molecular function: guanyl-nucleotide exchange factor activity.